CCGCCCGCCCGCCCGCCGGGCCCGGAAGAGAAACACGUCAACUCGCUCGCGCCACCAACCAAGAAAACAAAACUCCCAUCGCCGAGAGGCUCCAAAAGCCAGAUCCGCCACUUCCGCACACGCAACGCCCAGGCUCCCAGAUCACAAAGCAAAGCAACAAAGCGAGUUACAGCGAUGGAAGUCAAGCUGCAGACGGCACGGACGCUGGUGGGCCGGCUGCGGGGUGCCGCGGCCGUGCGCGACCCCGGCGCCACGGCCGCCGCCGUCGCCGACAUCCGCCGCGCGUCCAAGGACGACCCGGACGUCCGCGGCCCCCUGGCCGACGCGGGGGCCGUCCCCUUCCUCGCCUCCCAGCUCACGUCCACGUCCAUGUCCGCCGAGGACGCCGCCGCCGCGCUGCUCAACAUCUCCCUCUCGGCGCGGGAGCAGGUCAUGUCCACCCCCGGCAUCCUGGACGCGCUCUCCGCCGCAAUCCACUCGUCUUCUUCUUCGUCUCCGUCCUCCUCCUUCGAGGAUCAGCCAAAUCACGCCGCCCAGCACGCGGCGGCCGCCGUCGCCAGCCUCCUCUGCGUGGACGCCUACCGGCCCAUCAUCGGCGCCAAGAUCCCCUUGCUCUCGGCGCUCGUCACCCUCCUCCGCCCCGGCAGCCGGAGCACGACGACGAGGGCAACCAAGGACGCGCUCAAGGCGCUCUUCGGCGUGGCGCUGUACCCGCUGAACCGGCCGGCGCUGGUGGAGCUCGGCUGCGCGCGCGCCCUGUUCGCGCUGGUGGUUGCCGACGGGCGUAGCGGCAUCGUGGAGGACGCGACGGCCGUGGUGGCGCAGGUGGCCGGGUGCGCCGAGAGCGUGGCCGCGUUCGCGGCCGUGGCCGGGGUGCGCAUCCUCGUGGACCUCGUGGACGGCGCCGCGGCCACGGGGCGGGCCAGGGAGAACGCGGCGUCGGCGCUGCUGAACCUGGUCAUGGCCGGCGGGGAGAGCGCCGUGGAGGAGGUGCUGGCCGUGGGCGGCGCCGAGGAGGCCGUGAGGGAGCUCGCGGAGGACCAAGGGGCGAGCGCGAGGGGGAAGGCCAAGGCGGAGGCGCUGCUCAGGGCGCUGGAGGACGGCGCUGCCGCGGGGAACAGGAGGAGGCGGGAGCACCGGUUCGCGGACUUUCUCGACGGGCUCGUGCUCUCCGACCCCUACUUCUCGUCGCCGGCGUCCGCGGCCACGCACGACGGGUAGACGAAGAUGGCUGACGUGUCACUUCUGACCUUCCACGUAUGUCUGACUGCCACGUGGCGACGAACGCACCGUGUCGUGCCGUAUCGCGUUGGAUGAUGAUGCGGUGACUUGAUGUAAAUACUUGUACGGAGUACUAUAGGAGAAGUCUUUUUCUUUGUUUUCAUAAGCUAAACUAUUUGUUUGAUUUGUUCAAUUGAAAUGCUUGGAGUUGCAGGUUGUUCCGGUCGUGUGCCCUCAUCGAGGACGUACGUUGUGCGAGCAGUUGUGCCUAAGCAAUCCCCUGUAUUGACUAGUUUCUUUUGCAGUAGCAUUAUGUUGACUCAUGGGCAUAGA
Brachypodium distachyon (stiff brome) is the source of this 1554-nucleotide messenger RNA. RefSeq lists its product as uncharacterized. The transcript has a single exon. Gene Ontology annotation, cellular component: cytoplasm; nucleus. The record is from RefSeq and is a predicted model, not a curated record. NCBI's taxonomy places the organism in Eukaryota, Viridiplantae, Streptophyta, Magnoliopsida, Poales, Poaceae. Bases 175 to 1221 code for a protein of 348 amino acids. Gene Ontology annotation, molecular function: protein binding.